Messenger RNA from Guillardia theta CCMP2712, 1355 nucleotides. RefSeq lists its product as hypothetical. Gene Ontology annotation, cellular component: cytosol; cytoplasm. Bases 13 to 1317 code for a protein of 434 amino acids. Gene Ontology annotation, molecular function: UFM1 activating enzyme activity. Gene Ontology annotation, biological process: protein ufmylation. The transcript is spliced from 10 exons. Lineage: Eukaryota; Cryptophyceae; Pyrenomonadales; Geminigeraceae. The record is from RefSeq and is a predicted model, not a curated record.
AGGUUAUUCGCCAUGUCCAUCCAGGAGAAGGAGGAACGUCUGCUCGCCUGCCUCGAGAAGAUGCAGAACCAUCUCAACGCCCUCGAGACGGACAGCUUGCGGUCGGAGCUCCAGGCGAUGCGUCAGGAGCUGCAGAGCAUCGGGAGCGGCGCUCGGCAAGAAGCGGGGAGCGGCGGCCACUACCGCGGCAAGAUCUCUCAGAUGUCGUCAGAGGUCAGAGACGACAACCCCUACAGCCGCUUGAUGGCCCUUAAGUCCAUGGGGAUCGUCAAGAACUACGAGGACAUUCGCAAGUUCAGCAUCAUCAUAGUGGGGAUGGGAGGUAUAGGAAGUGUAGCAGGGGAGAUGCUCACGAGAUGCGGGAUCGGAAAACUCCUCCUCUUUGACUACGACACGGUUGAGAUCGCAAACAUGAACAGGUUGUUCUUCCGUCCCGAGCAAGCAGGGAUGAGCAAGACAGAUGCAGCAGCUCAGACGUUGGCCGCCAUCAAUCCCGACGUUCAGUUCGAGUCGUUCUGCCACAACAUCACCACCAACGACAACUUCGAGAACUUCAUGGAUCGCAUCAAGCAUGGCGGUCUGAACGGAGGUCCCGUUGACCUCGUCCUCAGCUGCGUCGACAACUUUGCGGCUCGCAUGGCGAUCAACGCGGCAUGCAACGAGCUGCAGGUGGUGUGGAUGGAGUCAGGAGUGUCGGAGGACGCCAUGUCGGGUCACAUCCAGUGGCUGGUGCCUGGUAGGCUCGCCUGCUUCCGCUGCCUGCCUCCUCUCGUGACGACCUCUGGCUUCGACGAGAAGAAGCUCAAGCGCGAGAACGUCUGCGCUGCUUCGCUGCCGACGACGAUGGGGGUGGUGGCGGGGCUGCUGGUGCAGAACGCGCUCAAGUACCUCCUGGAGUUCGGGGAGGUGGCGGAGUACCUGGGAUACAACGCCUUCAAGAACUUCUUCCCCACCUACGGACUUCACCCGAACCCUCAGUGUGAAGACUCCAACUGCGUGCGGAACCAGAAGGUGUUCCAGGAGUACAAGAAGAGCGGCAAGGCAGAUAAGGUCCUCAAGGGAUGGGACGAGCGCAAGGAAGAGGCCGCCGAGGAGGCUGCAGCACCGCAGGAGAACGAGUGGGGCAUCACUCUGGAGGACGACUCCGAAGUCUCGGCUGCUGGGGCUGCCACCAGCUCGACUCAGCAGCUCCCGCAGGGCGUUCAGUUCGCCUACAGCGUGCCGAAGCCCGACGAGGGCAGCACCGAUACCGUGCAGGUCGCUCCGUCAGCGGAUCUCGAUGACCUUCGCGCCAUGCUGAGCGGUUUGAAGCACUGAAGUAGGAAUAUUUGAUGGAAUAAACUCACAGACACAUC